Phlebotomus papatasi is the source of this 3251-nucleotide messenger RNA. RefSeq lists its product as uncharacterized. NCBI's taxonomy places the organism in Eukaryota, Metazoa, Arthropoda, Insecta, Diptera, Psychodidae. The transcript is spliced from 2 exons. Gene Ontology annotation, biological process: DNA integration. Bases 45 to 3044 code for a protein of 999 amino acids. The record is from RefSeq and is a predicted model, not a curated record. Gene Ontology annotation, molecular function: nucleic acid binding.
CAUUUUGGUCCUUCUCGGAAACUUGGACCCAUCGCGGGAUAAUCAUGGUUCUCAAACAAAGAGGUGGUUACUUGGGGGCUAUUACAAAGCUCGAGACUUUCAUCCAAGCAUGCAGCGAGCAGCAGUUUGUGGCAACAACCAGGUCAGCUCUCGAGUCUUCUCUGAACACUUUGGCGUCUACAAGGGCCAAAUACAUGGAGGUUCAGGAACAGGUGAUCGCUCAGCAAGAAUUGGAGAGCCACAGACAACGUGAGGAAGAAGCUCUCUCAAGCGUACUUGAACGGUGCGAUGCCUUGGAGAUUCGCAUUAGGGAUUUGAUCGACCAAAUUCCGGAGAAUCCCUUGGACACUUCCAUGGACGAGGUGAAGACGUGGAUGCAGGAGCGGAUGGAAGCCCAGCUGAAGGAGCAAGAGAGAAGGCAUUUGCAAGAAAUAAAUAAAAUGAGUCAGAAAAUUGCCUCUCUCUCUGCUCAAGCUCAAGAUGGCCCGCCAAAGCAGGAAUUCGCCAAUGAAAGUAAUAAGUCUCUCAUCAAGGCGAAGGAAGCACAAUCUCAACUCAUGGAAGUCAUGGCAGAGGGAGGAUUCGUAUUAGCCAAAUGGGUCUCCAAUCAUCCGGGAAUCCAACCAACUGGGGCAUCUGAAUCAAAUACAGCACUCAUUCAAGACUCCACCAAGGCUCUCGGACUCAGAUGGGAUGCUGAGUCUGACACUUUCCAUUUCAUUUCGCCAAUUUCAACCGAUGUUGAGAGAGUCACGAAACGAUUUGUGGCAUCAGUCAUCGCAAAAAUAUUCGACCCUCUCGGUCUCAUUGGACCUGUAAUUGCCGUGGCGAAAAUGAUUCUUCAGGAGCUUCACAAAUUGGAAGUUGAUUGGGAAGACGAAGUUUCUGGCGAUUGUUUGAAUCAGUGGCAGUCAUUUGUUGGCUCCAUUCAAGAUCUUCAGGCCCUCAGCAUUCCCCGCUGGAUCUCACAAUUUCCAACUCCAUCUUGUCUAGAAUUGCAUGGAUUUUGUGAUGCGAGUACGAAGGCCUACGGCGCUGUCGUUUACGUCGUCACUCAGGAUGAGCUAGGGAAUCGAUGUUCAUCUCUACUCACUUCCAAAUCGAGGGUAGCUCCACAGAAGAAUCCCCAAACCAUUCCGCGCCUUGAACUUUGUGGCGCACUCUUGCUUUCGAAUCUCAUGGAGAAGAUCAAGGAGAUCUUUGCCCCCGCUGCUAUCUAUUUAUGGACGGAUUCUACGAUCGUCCUAUCGUGGUUAAAUUCCCCUCCUGACUCUUACAAGAAAUUUGUGGCCAACCGAAUCGGGAAUAUCUUGAAAAUCACUUCGGCUCUUCAGUGGAAGCAUGUUCCUACACUGGAUAACCCAGCUGACCUUAUUUCAAGGGGAGCUAGUCCCAGUCAGCUUUCCGCCUCUACUUUGUGGUGGCAUGGACCGCCUUGGCUGAAGUGUGAUGAAUCUGAAUGGCCACAAAUUCCACCCAAUUGUAUUCGCCAUGUUCCUGAUGAUGCCAAGGCUUCUGUAAAUUUCUUCUCUACUUGGAUGGAAGAAGUAUCAUCUCUGAAGCGACUUCAGUUUCGCAUGGCAUUUGUCUUGCGCUUUAUCUACAAUUGUCUCCACCCGGAAUCAAAGCGCACUGGAAAGUUCUCGGUCGAAGAAUUAGAGCGUGCUCUACGAAAAUUGAUUUAUCUCGAUCAACAUGAAUGCUUUCCUCUAGUUAUUCGUCAGCUUCAAACUGGACGUGGCAUCAUGGCUCCGUGGAAGUUUCUUCAGUCAUUGUCUCCGUACUUGGAUCUUGAAGGACUUGUUCGUGUGGGUGGUAGACUGGAGAAAUCCCACGAAACUUUUGAGACUAAGCAUCCCAUAUUGUUGCCCAAGUCAACGCUACAGGAGCUCAUCGCGCAAAGAGAACAUCUCCGGCAAUUACAUGCCGCUCCGUCAUUACUCUUGGCGUCUCUUCGUCAAAAUUAUUGGCCAAUUUCGGGAAGAAACUUGGUUCGGAAAAUUGUAAGAUCCUGCAUCACUUGCGUAAGGGCUCGUCCUAAGCCUUUGGAGCAGAUUAUGGGAGACCUACCUGCUCAUAGAGUGACCUAUGAGCGCCCUUUUUAUGCCACAGCCGUAGACUAUGCUGGGCCAUUAACCUACAAACUCAGCAAUGUGAAGAAGGCUAAGACAGCUAAGGCCUACAUUUGCCUUUUCGUGUGCCUGUCAGUGAAGGCAAUCCACUUGGAGUUGGUGACGGAUCUGACGACAGAAGCGUUCUUAGCAGCGUUCCGACGAUUUGUGUCCCGACGUUCCGCCCCAAGACACAUGUAUUCAGAUUGCGGGACGAAUUUCGUGGGUGCAAGUCGGGAGCUAUGCAAACUCCACUCGAAUCACGACGAUAUUGCUGAUGCUACCUCUGAAAUUGGAAUCGUCUGGCAUUUCAACCCGCCUGGGGCUCCUCAUCAGGGAGGGCUCUGGGAGGCAGGAGUUAAGAGCGUUAAGUUCCACCUGAAUCGUACUCUUGGUCAAACGCUCAACACUUACGAGGAAAUUGUCACUAUUCUCUACCAGAUUGAGGCUAUUCUAAAUAGUCGUCCACUGUGUCUCGCGUCUGAGGAUCCAUCUGAAACAGAUUAUUUGACGCCAGGACAUUUCCUUGUGGGUGCCCCAUUGAAUGCAUUGCCCGAUCCAGACCUUUCCCAUAUCAACACUAACCAUCUUGGGCGUUGGCAAUAUUGCCAGGAGAGAAGCCAGCACUUUGCUUAUCGCUGGAAGAGAGAGUACCUGAAUACUCUGCAACAAAGGAUGAAGUGGAAAAAUCCUCACCCGAAUGUCGACGUGGGAGACGUGGUACUAACCCUGGGGGAUGUCACGGGGAAAUGGAUCCUUGGAAGGAUUGCAACAGUGCACUCUGGUGCCGAUGGACACGUGCGUGUAGUUACUAUACGCACAUCCAAAGGAGUCUUCAAGAGGCCAAUCACCAAGGUGGCAUUCUUGCCAGUCAAGGAGCAGUCUGGGCCUACGCCCAUCCUGGGGGAGGAUGUACACGCCGCCACUGAGUAGCGAAAUAUCGGCGGGAAAAUAUUCACCACAUGCACUCUUCCCGCCUCUCAUAUCUCCCACUUCUCAUCCUCUCCCAAAUAUCCCGUUCGAUCCUCACUCUCUCACUCUCCCCUUUCUUCGUGCAAAUUGAAAAAUCAGUCUUACGCAAUCACCCAAGCCAUCAGCCACAGUGCCACAUUUGUGAAAUAAAAAGUCUUUAAAAGUGAA